Messenger RNA from Trichoderma asperellum CBS 433.97, 1218 nucleotides. RefSeq lists its product as uncharacterized. Gene Ontology annotation, molecular function: NAD binding; oxidoreductase activity, acting on the CH-OH group of donors, NAD or NADP as acceptor. The record is from RefSeq and is a predicted model, not a curated record. Lineage: Eukaryota; Fungi; Ascomycota; Sordariomycetes; Hypocreales; Hypocreaceae.
CUGUAUCUGCCCUGAUCAAGAUUUGCGAGCUCCCUUCCCACUCGGACUGGCUAGUGGACGAUUGUCAAUUUGGCGGAUAUUAAACACAAGUCAACUUAUCACUUGGUGCUGCCAUCAGGCAGUCUCUGUCUAAUACUCUCCGAUUGAACGUAUUUGGCAAAUUUGAGAGUGGCAGUUACCAUGGGCUCGCUCACACCUCGACGAGGUGAAGAACAUCAUAAAGUUGUUUGUCUAGAUGCCUACACCUGUCCGGUCCCCAAAUUUGACUUCACGCACGAGUACGUGGAGUAUCAGAAUACUAUUGGUGAAGAUCUGAUCAUCGAGCGUGUUCGCGACGCUACUAUCAUCAUCACAUCGCGUGUGCCCAUUUCAGCUCGCAUUAUUGCCGCUUGCUUGCGCCUGGAGCUGGUCGCCUUCAUGACUACUGGCACUGAUAUCGCUGAUAAGAAAGCAUGCCGGGCACGCGGUAUCACCGUGUGCAAUGCGCCUGGUGCCAAUGCUGAGUCCGUCGCCGAGCAUGCCUUCGCCUUAUAUAUGGCUGCCAAGCGCCAGGUUGUUGACCUGCACCGCGUUACACUCGAGGCUGAGGCUUGGCCUCGAGAGAAGAAUGUGUUCCACUUGUAUCCGCAACUUCCACGGGUUUUGAGGCAUGAAAUAUUGGGAAUUAUCGGGUAUGGAGCUAUAGGUAAAUACGCCGAGGCUAUAGGAAAGGCACUAGGGAUGUCGGUAUUGAUCGCUGAGAGAAAGUCUGCAGCGGCUGGUAGAAUAAGAUCCGGAAGGUUGCCGUUCGAGGAAGUAAUGAAAACUUGUACGGUGCUGUUACUCGCGUGCCCGCUCGACGAAGAGUCGAGUAAUAUGAUUUCAGAACCCGAACUCAGAACCAUGAGACCAGAUAGCAUUGUAGUUAACGUGGCACGAGGAGGUGUCAUGAAUGAGGCGGCGCUUCUCAAAGCAUUGAAGGAAAAAUGGAUAUACGCUGCCGCCACAGAUGUCUUUGUAAACGAGCCAGCGACUAAGGAGGACUGCCAGCUCAUUCGAGAGUGCCCUAGCAACUUGACGCUCUCACCACAUGUUGCAUGGUAUGGAGGUACGUGCUUGGAAAACCUACAACUGAGUAUCAAGGAGACGCUCGAGAGUUUUGUGGCAGGAAAGAUCAUCAACUCUGUUCUUUAAAUUUCAUCAUCGAAACGAUAAUAGUUAAUACAUAUAUAAUGCCCA